GCAGCGUGAGCGCGCGCGGAGGUUUGAGUCGCUGUGGACGAGCCGGAGGAGCCGCGCGCGGAGAGCUGAUCGACAUGUUCUCCUGGCUCGGGUUCUGGAGGCGGUCCCUCUUGGUGGCGCUGCUGGCUGUUUCCGCUGGACUCUACCUGCUGCCGUCUCCCAUCGACCCGAAGCCGCACCGGUUGAAGGGGCCUCCUCCGGCCCUCGAGGGCCCGCUGGCCGUCAACACGCGGCUGCAGGCGGGCCGCAGGCUGUUCGCCGGGGAGCUGCACGGACCAGAAUCCUUCACUGCGGACCAGGACGGUAAUGUGUACACGGGGACGGUGGACGGGAAGCUGUGGCGGAUCGGUCCUGAUGACAGCCUCACACUCAUCACACAUAUGGGACAGAAUCUGCCUGAAUGCGGCAGAAGCUCUGACCUGGAGCCGCUAUGCGGCCGCCCUCACGGCGUCCGUCUGGACCGCGGCGGUCAGCUGAUCGUGGCCGACUCCUACCUGGGUCUGCACAGCGUGGACCCCCACAGCGGAGAGAAGACCCUCCUGCUGGCCAACUCACAGGGCGCCGGCGGCGUUCCCUUCGCUUUUCUCAACGGUUUGGAGAUUUCCUCCCAAACCGGGAUAAUUUACUUCACCGACUCGUCCAGUCGCUGGGGACGAAGACACGUCAAACUGGAGGUGAUCGAGCUCAACGCUCUCGGUCGUCUCCUCUCCUUCGAUCCUCGGACUCGAACCGUCAACGUUCUGCUGGAUUCGCUCUUCAUGCCGAACGGCAUCGCGCUGUCGCCGGACGAAGACUUCCUGCUGCUGGCAGAGACCAGCAUGGGGCGGAUCCUGAGGUAUUGGCUGAAGGGACCUCAGGCCGGCUCCUCGGAGGUCGUCCUUGACAACAUGAUCGGUUACCCCGACAACAUCCGCCUCAGCGACCACGGGACCUUCCUGGUCGGCAUAACGACGCCUCGCUUCCGGAGGCCGCUGCCGCCCUUCCUGGACCUGAUCGCUCCGUACCCGGCGCUCAAACGCUUCCUGGCCAAGCUGGUUCCUCUCAGCUGGUACAACCUGCUGCUGCCGCGCUACGCUCUGGUCCUGGAGCUGGGACCGGACGGGGAGGUCGUGGGGUCACUGCACGACCCCGAGGGCCGCCUGACCUGGGCCAUCAGCGACGUGUUCCAGCACCGGGGGAGGACCUACCUGGGCAGCACCGACCUGCCCUUCCUGCCCGUGCUGGAGAGUGACCGGCGGUAAAAAUGUUUCUAACAUUUUAGUCGCAGCGCGCAGUCAGAACUCAUGUUUUCCCACAACUAGUGAUUGAUUGUUGAUUGUUUAUCUGAAGACUUGCAGCGUGACGACCAUCUGCCGAACAGACGGAAUGUUUUAAUCCUAGAGUCUGUUCAGACUUUAACUCUGAAGGAACGUUUCACCAGACUGAAAGUUGUUUUUCGAGAAGAAACUGUUUUAAUUCUGUUCUUUAAAUCUGCUCUUCUUACUGCGUUUAGUGAAAUCAGAUCAGUUUCAUGGUUUUAAAGGUGGAGAAGAGUCCAGACGUUCACCACUCGACAUGCUGAGAGGUUAAAUAAAUCUUUUUGUAAGAGUUAAUCUGGUUCAAUUAAUGUAGAGAUAACUGCUACGAUCAAUUAAUCAUGAAGAAUAGAAACCGUUAAAGUAGCAUCUCUCGUCCAGUGAGGAAAAGUCAAAACACUGAAAUGUGAUUUAUGUCUGAUUUCAAUGUUUUCGAGUCAGCAAAGAGAAAUUACAUCCAGUUUUUUUUUCUGUUUUUUUGUAUAUU
This is a messenger RNA of Salarias fasciatus (jewelled blenny), 1782 nucleotides long. Its product is annotated as adipocyte plasma membrane-associated protein. NCBI's taxonomy places the organism in Eukaryota, Metazoa, Chordata, Actinopteri, Blenniiformes, Blenniidae. Gene Ontology annotation, molecular function: hydrolase activity. The record is from RefSeq and is a predicted model, not a curated record. Gene Ontology annotation, cellular component: endomembrane system. The transcript is spliced from 9 exons. The coding region runs from base 75 to 1241 and encodes 388 amino acids.